AUGUCCCUGACCGAGACGUUGCAAUUGGUUCAGGUGGCAUCAAUGCUCCAGUUGGACGACAUGAUCCCUGAGCUGAUUGACUUAGUUUGGCAGGCCAUGUCUUGCGGAGCUGAUAUCGCAGAAUUGAAGGUGGCAUGUGAAAAGCUUGAGCUGGAGCCCCAGGACCCCCAGGCGGAAAUUGGAGGACGUGCACGCGACGCAUGCGACGCAUGCGACGCAUGGCUGCCGGAAUUCCCCGGCGUGCGGCGACAUGUGUUGCUGGCAAGCUUUCUGGCGGGUGGCACCUCAGGGCUUAUUGCUUCCUAUGGCCUUUUGAGAUGGAGAGAGGGUUGCCCUGAAUUUGUGCGCAGACAAAUAGAGGCGAGGCGGCAAAAACUGCCAGAGCGCGUCAUUUUAGUUCGACACGGACAAUCAGAAGGGAACAUUGACAGGACGCUCUUCAAGAAAAAAGGCGACAACCUGAUGGAACUCACUGAGUUGGGCAGCCGGCAGGCCAAAGCAGUUGGGCGACGCAUCAAAGGAGUGGUUGGAGACAAGAAGGUUCACUUUUAUGUCUCACCUUUCCAGCGAACUCUUCAAACUGCAAGGAAUAUCAUUUUCUCGAAUUUCGAUCCAGAUCAAGUCGUCCACGUCUCCGUUGAUCCACGGAUUCGGGAACAAGAAUUUGGAAAUUUACAAGGUGACAAUUUCAUUGGGCUUCGCGAGGAAAGGACAAAGAUCCGGAGGUUUUGGUACCGAUUUCCUACUGGCGAAAGUGGUGCAGAUGUCUAUGAUCGGACGAAACAAUGGUGGGAUUCAAUGAUGCAGAGACAUUACUACGAAGACAACAAGGCCAAAGCAGUCGUUGUCGUUACACAUGGCCUGGCAAUGCGGCUAAUUCUGAUGCAGUUGUUUCACUGGUCUCCCAACACCUUCCACACGGUAUGGAAUCCUGACAAUUGCGCCAUGUACGUCUUGAAGAAGAACACCUCCAGCAAUGCCGUGUACCCGUACUACCUGGACGAUGUUGAAGGUGACAGAGCCAUGUCGUCCAUUGACCUGGUCGUUACCUUCAGAGAUGAUUCCAUGAGAAAGAUGACCCUGGUGGAUUACUUGUCCAUUCCUCCGCCCAGAACUUUGCAGCUACAGGCGGUGAAGAAUCUGCUUGCCGAGCAGUAUGGGCUGGACCCGGACGACAUCAAGGGCAUUGUAGCGUGGCUGCCUCCUGCCAUCCAAGAGCUGGCGGCGGCCGCCAGGCCUUCACUACCAGAGCCUGCAGGAUUACCUGACACUGAACAGGUGCGCGGCAUGAUUUCAAGCGCACUGCACACCGCAGAUGGCAAGGUUUGGCGUGUGGUGCAGAAGGUCAUCGAUCGCCGGGAGGCUUGGCCCAGGUUGGCCCGGGAGAACGCAGCGAUGCUGCUUGCUUUCGCCAAAGGUGCUCAUGGCAGCAUCAGGGCCAUGCCGCACACAGGUUUUUUCUGGGGCAGCAGAGAUUUCCUGUACCUCGUGUGCCGGUACAUCAGAACCAGGCCAGAGUUUUUCCAUGCCAUGGUCACUGCCAUGUUUGAGCAGGUUUGUAGCAUGGAUCCUGAACUUCCAGCGGAGGUCAUUGAUGCCGUGUUCAAGGAAUUGUUGGUUCAUGAAGGACUAACGUUUGCUCAGUGCGAGCAUGUCAUGGACAAACUCAUGCAGAGGGGCGAGCAAAUGGAGUAUCUCUUUCACGAAUGGUCUGGAGUCUUCCCGACCUUGCCUGCACAUGCACGACAGGCACUGGCCAAGGGAUUGUUGCCCCUCGUGGGUCGGUGUCCACAUGCAGCUUUGGACUUCGUCCUAAAGGAGCUGGAUGCAAUUCCGCUGGUAGAAGGUGCGGUUGGGACGGGGUGGUAUGCUUGGUAUGCACUCCACUGCCUUUAG
Messenger RNA from Cladocopium goreaui, 1896 nucleotides. The record is from the annotation of a GenBank genome assembly. Lineage: Eukaryota; Dinophyceae; Suessiales; Symbiodiniaceae.